Messenger RNA from Saitoella complicata NRRL Y-17804, 322 nucleotides. RefSeq lists its product as uncharacterized. Lineage: Eukaryota; Fungi; Ascomycota; Saitoellomycetes; Saitoellales; Saitoellaceae. The record is from RefSeq and is a predicted model, not a curated record. The coding region runs from base 70 to 243 and encodes 57 amino acids. The transcript is spliced from 2 exons.
UUGAUGUUGCCAGACAUGAUUGUUGAGGUUUAAGCUUGAGGUGUGUUACUUGUUAUUGAUGAAAACAGAAUGCUGAAAAACUUUCCAACUAUGACGAUUUCUAUAAUUGUUGACUAUAAACAGCAUAAGACGGCUCAGCGUGACGGUUUUGCUUGUGCUUGUGCUGUUGAGGGCGGCGGUGAGCUGCGGAGCGGCUGGAGGGUUGGUGGCGAAACGAAGCGGAUGACGGAUCGAGCGGUGUAAUAAGAUAACUUGUAUCGCACAGUAGCCUGGAUCAGGAUACCGUUGAAGCGUACGGAGAUCAACUGCGGAUUUGUACGAG